AGGAGGACAUGCGUGGGAAUAUCGACCGUCAGGUUUAUUUUGAGCAGCUUUAAAGGUGCACAUUUGCAGGCUUUAGGACCCAGCUCGGCGGUCUGGGCCUAAGCCGCCCUCCCUCCUGCAGGAGCCAGCAGACACUAGCGCAGCGCUCAGCUGAUGCACUCACAGCAGACAGGACCUGGAUGUUUUUUCCCCCUCUCUUCCUCGCUCGCCUGUUUUCCGCCGCUUCAUUCAAUCGGAGGGGUGGAUCAUCCACCGUCUGCCCCUCAGAAACUUUCUGACGGAGCCAAAAAAAAAGAAAAGCUCCCGCCGGGUUUCCUCUGGCAGCAGCAGAGAGAGAGAGGAGGGACGGGGAGUUUGGAGAGCUGUGAGGAUCAGGAGAGCGAUGGUGUGAUUCUGUGAAGAGAAAGAGAGACGCUCCGGCAGCAUCACCGACCCCCCCACGCCCCGCUCGCAGACCCCCUUCUGUCUGGCUCUCCUGAAUAACGCUCGAGACAGGCGCUUUGGGGACGACCAGGAAACAUGUCACAGACUCGGAGGAACACGUACACCCGGACCACCAGCAGCGGCAGCAGCAGGAUGAGCUCGGACGGGGGCGGGCGGCCCGUCAAAGUGGGCUCCCUGGUGGAGGUGAUCGGGAAGGGGCAGCGCGGCACGGUGGCCUACAUCGGAAACACGCUGUUUGCCUCCGGGAAAUGGGUUGGAGUCAUCCUGGACGAGGCCAAGGGCAAGAACGACGGCACGGUGCAGGGCAAACGCUACUUCACCUGCGAGGAGAACCACGGCAUCUUUGUGAGGCAGUCGCAG
Molecule: messenger RNA, 804 nt
Organism: Plectropomus leopardus (leopard coralgrouper)
Lineage: Eukaryota; Metazoa; Chordata; Actinopteri; Perciformes; Serranidae
Source: RefSeq, a predicted model, not a curated record